AUGUCCUUCACCAAAGCCAGCCUCACGGCUCUUGCCUUGGGGCUACCUUCUUUCCUUACUCUGGCCCUCGCCGCUCCUUCACCGUCCUAUAACCCGCCCAAACCUGUCAAUGACCCCUACUCCAGGGACUACUGGCCCGCGCCUCGUAAGAUCACGGGUCAGGACCUCAACGGUGCACUUGGUGGUGUCCACAUCCACGACCCUAGUAUUGUGCUCGGACCGGAUGGCCACUACUACGCUUUCUCAUCUCACGGUUUGGCCACAACCUCCCGUGCUUCGAAGAAGAACAGUUUAGAAGGGUACUGGGAGGUCGUCGGCCAAGUCUUGACGCCGCCUGGCAGCAUUGAUGACCCCGCUCGUGCAAACCGUCUUUGGGCACCUGACGUUCACAAGGUCGGCGACACCUACUACUGCUACUACACCGUUUCCGACUUCGGUGUCUCAGAGUCCUUCAUCGGGCUCGCCACUUCGAAGACCCUGCAGAAUGGGUCCUGGACCGACCAUGGCAUGGUUGUGUCUUCCAACAGCACCGACGCUCCCUUCCCGCUGAGCAAGACUAACACCAUCGACGCGGCUUUCAUCCAAGAUGCCAAGACCGGCAAAAACUACCUCAGCUACGGCUCCUGGUGGGCCAACAUCUGGCAGUUCGAGUUAACCAAAGACUUCAAGUCUGUUAAGAUCCCCACUGCCCGCCAGCUGAGCUACACCUAUGACCCCGUGCUGCCAACCAAGGAGCAGGCGUACGCUAACAUGUCCCUUUCCUGGGGUGGUGCAUCCGCCGAGGAGGCCCCGUAUAUCAACUACAACAAGAAGCAAGGCUUCUAUUACCUCUGGUACUCGGCGGGACUGUGCUGCGGCUAUAACCCCGCUGCGCUGCCCCCGGCUGGGGCUGAGUACACUAUCUUCGUCGGUCGCUCCAAGUCGCCCCGUGGACCUUUCGUGGACCGCAAUGGGAAGGAUCUCGCCGAGGGUGGCGGAAGCAUGGUCUACGGCAGCCACGGUAACACCUACGGACCUGGUGGACAGGCGGUGAUUUCCAACUACCACGGAAGCGACGUGCUGUACUACCAUUACAUCAACACGACGUUCGACCCGCUGUACCGGGACAACUUGAAGUUUUUGGGAUGGAAUCCGAUCAAGUAUGUUAAGGGGUGGCCGGUGUUGGUGGAAUAG
This is a messenger RNA of Alternaria atra, 1173 nucleotides long. RefSeq lists its product as uncharacterized. The transcript is spliced from 2 exons. Bases 1 to 1173 code for a protein of 390 amino acids. Gene Ontology annotation, biological process: carbohydrate metabolic process. The record is from RefSeq and is a predicted model, not a curated record. Gene Ontology annotation, molecular function: arabinan endo-1,5-alpha-L-arabinosidase activity. NCBI's taxonomy places the organism in Eukaryota, Fungi, Ascomycota, Dothideomycetes, Pleosporales, Pleosporaceae.